Nerophis lumbriciformis (worm pipefish) is the source of this 822-nucleotide messenger RNA. The record is from RefSeq and is a predicted model, not a curated record. Lineage: Eukaryota; Metazoa; Chordata; Actinopteri; Syngnathiformes; Syngnathidae.
GAAAGAAUGAACCGAAAACAUAACCAAUUUAAAGGAGCAGAAGUCAGUUGCUGCGUGAAAUACUUCCUAUUCGGAUUCAACAUUAUUUUCUGGCUUUUGGGAGCAGCAUUCCUUGCCAUAGGCCUGUGGGCAUGGGCGGAGAAGGGAGUGCUGUCCAAUCUGUCAUCCAUCACAGAUCUUGGAGGUUUCGACCCUGUUUGGCUCUUCAUUGUUGUCGGCGGGGUCAUGUUCGUCUUGGGCUUUGCUGGCUGCAUUGGAGCGCUACGGGAGAACACGCUCCUGCUUAAAUUUUUCUCCGUGUUCCUGGGUUUGAUCUUCUUCUUAGAGCUCACCGCGGGAAUCCUCGCCUUCGUCUUUAAGGAUUGGAUCAAAGACCAGCUCAACUUUUUCAUUAACAACAAUAUCAAGGCUUACCGAGAUGACAUCGACUUGCAAAACCUCAUUGAUUUCGCCCAGGGAUAUUGGUCAUGCUGCGGUGCUAACGGACCCAACGACUGGAACUUGAACAUGUACUUCAACUGCACUGACCAGAAUCCCAGUAGGGAGCGCUGUGGUGUCCCCUUUUCUUGCUGUGUCAAAGACCCUGUGGAAGGCGUCGUCAACAGGCAGUGUGGUUAUGAUGCUCGAAUAGAUUUAACGAUGCUGGAUCAACAUAAAACUAUCUAUACCAAAGGCUGUGUUGGACAGUUUGAAAAGUGGGUGCAGGACAACCUAAUUAUUGUUGCUAGCAGCUUUGUCGGGAUUGCACUUUUACAGAUUUUUGGAAUCUGCCUUGCUCAAAACCUUGUCAACGACAUCAAAGCUGUCAAAGCCAACUGGUGA